Molecule: messenger RNA, 2387 nt
Organism: Vicia villosa (hairy vetch)
Lineage: Eukaryota; Viridiplantae; Streptophyta; Magnoliopsida; Fabales; Fabaceae
Product: polyadenylate-binding protein-interacting protein 3-like
Exons: 15
Coding region: 227-2119 (630 amino acids)
Biological process (GO): cytoplasmic stress granule assembly
Cellular component (GO): cytoplasmic stress granule
Molecular function (GO): RNA binding
Source: RefSeq, a predicted model, not a curated record
UUAUUUUUAUUUUCUUCCUUGUUUCAAAAAACCGAUGCAGUGUUGAUUCUGAAUUUUGGAUCACGACGGAACCCUCGUUUCUCCCCUUUCUCUCUCCGUCGCUGCAAUUGCUGCCUCCGUCGUUUUCAUCAUUCCAAUCCCUAAUUAACCCCCCAACUCACGCUCUUGCAUUUUCACCUCCGAUCAAGAGUUUCCUCAGGUUAGUGGAGCAAGGCUGUGGGUGAAGAUGAAUUUGCAACAAGUUGGGCAGCCUAAAUCUUCUAAUGGAUAUGGUCGUCGGAAAUCUGAAAAAGAUGGGGCAUCCAAAUCGGAUAAUAAGAUUCCCCCUGGAAAAUCAAAUGCUGGCAGAUUAGCGAGUACAGGUGCAGUGACAAGUAGUAAAGGUGGUAGUUAUGAGAGUCCUUCACGUGAUCGACUGGUAUAUUUAACAACAUGCCUUAUUGGGCAACAGGUGGAAGUCCAGGUGAAAAAUGGAUCUAUAUACUCUGGAAUAUUUCAUGCUACAAAUUCUGAGAAGGAUUUUGGUAUCAUCUUGAAAAUGGCUUGCUUGACAAAGGAUGGGUCUUCGCAAGGGCCGAGCUCCGGUGCGGAAUUUGUCAGCAAAGCUCCUUCUAAAACUUUAAUUAUACCUGGAAAAGAACUUGUACAAGUUAUAGCAAAGGAUGUUGCUGUUUCUACAGGUGACCUAGCCAGUGAAUCUCACUAUGAUGUGCAUCAGGAGAUCAUGGUUGAUUCGGUAAUAUCUCAACCUCGUCAUGUUGAUUUGGGGAGAGAAUUACACCGAUGGGUGCCUGAUGAAAAUGUUCCACAAUGCCCUGAACUUGACAAUAUCUUUGAUGGCUCUUGGAAUAGCUCUAGGGGCUGGGAUCAGUUUGAAACAAAUAAAAUGUUGUUUGGAGUAAAAAGCACAUUUGACGAGGAACUCUAUACUACAAAGCUUGAAAAAGGGCCUCGGAUGAGAGAAUUAGAGUUGCAAGCACUAAGAAUAGCAAGAGAAAUUGAGGGCGAGGAAACCCAAGAUAUUCAUCUAGCAGAGGAAAGAGGUCUUUACCCUGAUGACUUUGAUAUUGAUGAAGAGACCAGAUUCUCUUCCGUAUAUAGGGGUAAAGGUGUUGACGAUGAAUAUGACGAGAAUGAAGACAAUUUUUUGGAUUCACAAAAUUCCGAAACGUUUGGUGAUAUUUCCGAUUCAGUCAUUAAGAGACCAGGAAAGGUAAGUGGUGGGAAAGGCAAAAAUGGAGCUCAAACAUGGUCAAAUUUCUCCACUAUGUCAUCUCAGUCAAAAACUGGUGGAGAUGGUUCUUAUGAUCAUGCUAAGCAGUUAUCAUCUGAAGUCUCUGGUCAAAGUUACUCAUUUUCAGAUGUGGAAAGCAGGAUUCAGGAUAACUCUGUUUGUGAUCUAAUUGGAGCCAAUGGUAACACCAAGGAAGAAAAUCAGACGCAAGCUGAGGAUGUACAGCUGUCAAAAUAUCAGGAUUUGAAACCUGCACCUAACUUGAAGAAAGACGGAUCUGAUAAAGUGGGAUUAACUCCUACUAAUGCCUCCUCCUAUGCCCCCUCUACUCAUAUUUCAUCAAAGAUUGAUGAAAAAACUGGAUCACAUGGAGACUUGACUGGGGGUUCAGAAUCUGUCAAAGCAAGUUGGGAAACGAAGUCCUUAAAUUCACGAGGAAGAUCAGAUUUUGCAGCAGGUUCGGCCACGUAUUCUGGUCCAAGUUUAUCACCAAGUUCUUCACUUGGUUCACUGUCUUCAGACAAAUCAACUCUGAAUCCCUAUGCAAAGGAAUUUAAACUGAACCCUAAUGCUAAGAGUUUUGUUCCGUCUCAAGCACCUGUUAGGCCUCGCUCUCCAGUGUCUGAUGGUUCCUUCUAUUACCCAGCUAACGUUUCUACUGUACCGAGUAUGCCAACCAUGCCAAUGGGUGUCGGAGUUGGAACUUCUUUUGCCGGGCCACAGCCUAUGAUGUAUAAUCCACAAGUAGCACAAAUGCCAUCCCAACCAUAUUUUCAUCAGAAUGGACCACAGUAUGGACAAAUUCAUGGUCAUCCUAGACAAGUUCUAUACAUGCCCAAUUACCUACCCGAGACGCCGCCGCCAUAUAAGGGACGUAACUAUUAAUCGCUAAGUUGACUAUGUUCUUGACAAGUUAGCCCUUGCUUGAAAAGAAUUGACGAAGUGAGUUUCAAAUGAAGAAGAUAGUUUCAGCUUAUGGAAGGAUUCUCCAUAGAAGUUCCUUAUUUUACAAGCAAGCGGUUCAUUCUGGAACAUAAGUUAUUGAUCUUUUGAUCACUCACAUCUUUUGUGAUUCCUGUGUUUUCCUUAAUGUAGUAGCUGCUUUACUCAGAUUGGCACUCUUUCUUUAUUUAUAAUGCAACAAUUACUCUAA